UUUGAAAGCCCAAACAAGAAUCUGCUCACAUCAUCUUAUUAUAUUUCGUUUCGAAUCUCCUAAUUUAUCUCAAUCACAGCCUGGUUUGAAUCUGUUCCAGUUUUCAUCUUACCCGUUGGAUUUCAGUUCCUCAUCGCCUACUUCGAUUUCCCUCACUAUAAAUUUCUCUUUUCGAUUCUUCCUCCGCAUCGGAGGAAACUGAAUUCGUCGGAUAAUGGAGAGGAAUCCAAGCAAGCAGAUGGCGGGAAAUGAGAGCGAUUACACUGCGGAGAUCGAGGGAAGAGAGAGGGUUAUGGUGGAAGAUGCUUUCAGAAAUAUGGAGGUUCCGUCGUGGAAGAAUCAGAUCACUGUUAGGGCUAUUGUGACGAGCUUUAUUCUUAGCAUCGUCUUCAACUUCAUUGUUUGUAAACUCAAUCUUACCACUGGAGUUAUUCCAUCCCUUAAUGUUGCGGCUGGACUUCUCGGAUUCGCGAUUCUGAAGGGUUACACUUCGAUUCUCAGCCAGUUUGGUCUCAUGAAACAGCCAUUCACUCGACAGGAGAACACCGUGAUUCAAACCUGCGUUGUCGCCUCCUCUGGGAUCGCGUUUAGCAGUGGAACUGCUAGUUAUCUUCUGGGAAUGAGUGGCAAAAUUGCUGCUCAAGCGGAAGAGGGAAACAUUCCGAUAAACAUCAAGAAACUCUCUGUGGGUUGGAUGAUGGGUUUUCUCUUCGUUGUUAGCUUUGUUGGGUUAUUCUCUAUAGUGCCUCUUAGAAAGAUGAUGAUUCUAAAAUACAAAUUGACUUAUCCAAGUGGAACUGCGACUGCAUACCUAAUCAACAGCUUUCACACACCUAAAGGAGCGAAGCUUGCAAAGAGACAAGUUGCAGUCCUUUUCAAGAGCUUCUGUUUCAGCUUUUCAUUUGCACUGUUCCAAUGGUUCUUUGCUGCUGCUGAUGGCUGUGGAUUCGCCAGCUUCCCCACAUUUGGCCUUCAAGCCUACGAAAAAAGGUUCUACUUUGAUUUCUCGUCUACAUACGUCGGUGUAGGAAUGAUCUGUCCAUUUAUGGUUAAUAUAUCUCUACUUCUUGGAGCCAUCAUCUCGUGGGGUGUCAUGUGGCCCUUGAUCGAGGCAAGGAAAGGUGACUGGUACAGCGCUUCUCUAUCUGCAACCAGCCUUCAUGGUAUUCAAGGCUAUAGGGUUUUUACUGCCAUUGCUAUGAUGCUUGGGGAUGGUCUUUACCAUGUAUUCUUCAUGCUCUUCCAAACAUUCUACAGCUUAGCCCAGCAGAAACUUUCCCAUGACCAUGGUGAUUCUUCUUUGGAAGCUACCGACUACGAUGCUAAACAAAGAAUUGAUCACUUCACGAAAGACCAAAUCCCGAACUGGGUAGCGAUGCUCGGCUAUGGUAUACUUGCAGUGAUAUCGAUUAUCGCAGUUCCUUUGAUCUUCCAUCCGUUGAAAUGGUACCACGUUUUGGUUGCAUAUGCAAUUGCUCCUGUCUUGGCCUUCUGUAAUGCCUAUGGCUGUGGGCUGACUGACUGGUCUCUUGCAUCAAACUAUGGUAAAUUUGCCAUCAUUAUCUUCAGUUCUUGGGUUGGCCUUGACAAUGGAGGUGUUAUUGCUGGUCUUGCAUCUUGUGGUGUCAUGAUGAGCAUUGUUUCUACUGCUUCUGAUCUCAUGCAAGACUUCAAGACCGGGUACUUGACUCUCGCAUCGCCCCGAUCGAUGUUUUUCAGCCAAGUUUGUGGUACCGCCAUGGGCUGCUUCUUGUCACCACUCGUCUUUUGGUUCUUCUUCAAAGCUUACAACGUUGGAGAUCCCGAAGGCUCCUACCCUGCACCCUAUGGUCUAAUGUACCGUGGCAUUGCGCUUCUUGGCGUCGAGGGCGUCUCUUCCCUCCCCCGAAACUGCCUCACCCUUGCCAUUUGCUUCUUUGUUGCUGCUAUUGUCAUUAACAUCAUUCGAGAAUUUCUCCAAAAGUUGGACACUAGAUACCGCACCUACCGUUUCAUCCCAAGUCCAAUGUGUAUGGCAAUUCCGUUCUACCUGGGUGCUUACUUUGCCAUUGACAUGUGUGUUGGGAGCCUGAUCCUCUUCUUGUGGCAGAGGAGGAACAAGAUCAAGGCCAGUGAGUUUGCGCCCGCCGUGGCUUCGGGUCUCAUCUGUGGUGAAUCAUUAUGGAGUGUUCCAGCAGCCAUAUUGGCCCUGGCCGGUGUUAAGGCUCCUCUUUGCAUGAAGUUCUUGAGUUCCUCUACCAAUUCAAAGGUCGAUGCCUUCUUAGGAGCCUAAUACCCAAUUAGUUUUAGGAUAUUAAACUUGCUGCAUUUACUACCAGAUGUUUUAGUUUAGUUUGUUUUAAUUUGUUCUAUCAUACUAUGUACAAAUGUUGGGUUCAUCAAGACUUAUCUUCCGAUUGUGAUCAAUGAUAAUAUUAAAACUCAAAAUAGUUUCUCCUU
This is a messenger RNA of Cucurbita pepo subsp. pepo (vegetable marrow), 2439 nucleotides long. Its product is annotated as putative metal-nicotianamine transporter YSL7. Gene Ontology annotation, cellular component: membrane. NCBI's taxonomy places the organism in Eukaryota, Viridiplantae, Streptophyta, Magnoliopsida, Cucurbitales, Cucurbitaceae. The record is from RefSeq and is a predicted model, not a curated record. Gene Ontology annotation, molecular function: oligopeptide transmembrane transporter activity.